Fusarium redolens is the source of this 2076-nucleotide messenger RNA. RefSeq lists its product as uncharacterized. Lineage: Eukaryota; Fungi; Ascomycota; Sordariomycetes; Hypocreales; Nectriaceae. The coding region runs from base 1 to 2076 and encodes 691 amino acids. The record is from RefSeq and is a predicted model, not a curated record. The transcript has a single exon.
AUGGGUGACCCUUGGAGAGACAUCUUUCGUGACAUGGCGGGAUGGGUCCUUGAAGACCACCCCUUCAUGUUUGCUCAUAUACAAGGCCAACCAGCAACCGCAAAGGCAAUCAAAGUUCCUCUACUUCUACUGGAUACUCUGGUGGGACUGGAAUCAAAUAUGGAAGUCAUACAUAUCACGAAUGCAACAAAGAAGGAUCAAGUCCACAAGGAACGAGAGAAGCUGAGGACAGACAUGCGUCUCACCACACAAAGCACAAAGAGUAUCAAGAUAAUGGACUACGUCGAAGCAACAAAUAUUCUAAGACUUGCUCGUCGGGAGAAUAGCUGGUACCUUCUUGAUAUUGGUAACAACGCUUGUACUGUUAUUAUCAUUGAGGCAGACCCCGACUACUCUGCCGAGUACGCACUCGCUCUGACAACGUGGACUAUCAUGGUCAAGGGACGCAGUACAUUUAAUAAACAUAUGCGCCUAAUGACGAUGUCGUGGGAAGGUAUUCACGAGAUGACCAAAGACAUCUGGAACGAUUGGCCCGUAGCCAGGGAACCCCUACGAGAAUUCGUUCUACCAUGGAUCCAGCGGGAUGGUGGACGAGUCAUUUCAGACUCAAAGAAGAAACUCGGAAUAUCAGCAAUGAAGAAUUGGGUAGACAGAGUCGCCCCUGAUGGCACCCACACCUGUGUCAGCUUCCAAAGGCCGGGAGGACUUGAUGAUUCCUGGGAUGACUGUCACCAAGAUCGCCAGCAGGGGCUGGAGUUCGCAAUUAAAUCUCGACGCAUCCAUUUCAUCAGCCCUGAUUUCAAAACUGCGGAAAAGAUCCCCGACGCAGGCAGACCUCACGUCAUCACGAGUAACACCCGUCGUCGACUGAUUUUCGACCUCGAGACAAGACAGCCCGUCACCGUCACUAUACAAUGCUCAAACUCCGAGGAGAAGCAACAAAUGAGCUGGGUGCAUCGAUUCAGCGGACAAAGCUCAAAUAUAUAUACACAGGAAGGAUUCUCUUAUGACGGCGGACAUCAUCGACGUAUGAGAGUUCAAGAUGAACAACUUGGGGGCUUUGUAGCUGCCUUGAGUGAAUUCGAUAAAUGGCCUAUCGGUAUGGCCAAGACUGUACGUCUUUUCGACAACAGAGGAGAAGAAUAUCAAGUUGCUACCGACAUUGGGCAACGAAUCACUACACAAGGAAUCAUUAAACAUGACGCCAAGUCAACCAUAACUUGGUCACUGGCUCUUCCAGAGGAAACUCACAAGGCUUUCUAUGCUGUUCUACCUCUUGUUGAGUACGAUCAUCGUCUCGCGCUAUUUCUUAGCAUAAAGUCGAAACAUGCCAUGGUUAAUACAGCCAAAGCUCAAAUGACAGCGAUAAUCUCGGGGAGUAUCACGAACUGUUUUGACUUUGUUGGUAAAACACCUCCUGAUGUCGAUGAAAUCGGGGACGCAGCCCGAAUUGGUCUCUUUAAGCGUUUCGCACAUACUGGUACUGUCAUGAAGGGUCUUGGAUUCAUAAAGACUGCGAUAAUCGCAUCACGCUUUUCCAUGAUCUUGCCGGAGAUUCACAUCGCUGAUCAGCAGAUUCAUGUCAACAUGAAUGAAGUAAAGCAUGUCAUGGAACGAUGCAGGAUAUUACUCGAUGUUCUCAACACUUGCGAUUACAACGUUGAUGAAACUUUGCCUUUUACCCAGGAAGAAGAGAAGGCUCUUGAAUUCGAUCAUCUCAUGGAGGUUUGGUCACAUCUCCUGAGAGCGUAUACGUACCAAAUCGCCCUUGUCACAAUCAACAGGCACGGCGAUAUGUUCAUUAUUGAUCUUGUUUCUCAAACUCGCCUCGAAGCAAGUUUCGAAGUGCGGAAUAGUCUCGAAUGGUGGGCUCUCCCAAAGAACAAGAACGACUACGUUGUGGGUAUUUACACUAGAGCUAGUCGUGAGCGAGGGAGGACUACGAUUCAAGACUGGAAUUGGAUCCCGCCGCAGGUUUGGGAUCGCUGGGACGCUGAAUUACCAAGGGGCGUUAAAGGGCUGCGAACCAAGUUCAAGUUGACUGAGAAUCAUGAUGAGGUUGUCGAUGAUACUUGA